Anopheles coluzzii is the source of this 647-nucleotide messenger RNA. RefSeq lists its product as uncharacterized. The record is from RefSeq and is a predicted model, not a curated record. The transcript is spliced from 2 exons. The coding region runs from base 93 to 608 and encodes 171 amino acids. Lineage: Eukaryota; Metazoa; Arthropoda; Insecta; Diptera; Culicidae.
GCAUUGUUAAGAUGGUACUUAUACGUGAUUUUACUCCGAAACUAUAAACAUAAUAUAUUAAUAUCGAACCGCGUUUAUUUUAGCAUUAUAACAUGAUUAUUGGUGCCAGCGCUGUGUUGCUGCUAUUAGGCAUGCCUUGUGCCAACGGACUCCCAUUGUGGGAUUAUUUAACCGGCAUAAACACUAGCGAUGAUAGUUCAGCAACGGCAGGGCUGAUCGAACCCCGGGAGGAUAAUGCAAAAUCUUUGGUACGGUACGACACUAUGGUUCCCGUUCUACAGGUCAUACUGACACCUAUCGGCCGGAUGGUGUGGCCCCGCGUUGAGCAAUGGUUCUCUGGACUGUUCGGAGCGUAUCUGGAUAGUGCAAAUAGAGCCAUUGACACACUCUCGCAAUACGCAACGGAAAAUAUAUCCUUCCAGACAGGCGAUGUGUAUUACACGAAGAACGACAUGAUUGAUGGACACGGACACCAGUCUUUGAUUAUUACGCUACCAUCAGGAAGAACCAUAACUGUGCUGACUUUCAAAUCCAAAAGUAAAUUCAAUAUAUUGGAUGAGUUUCCACAGCUAUCCGAGGCACAAAACGAGGUUAGAGAGUUGAACUGAAACAUAUGGCAAAAGAUGCGCAUAGAUAGUAACAAUCAG